GAUGUCGUCGAAACCUUUGCUCUUCGUGGCAGCUUCCUGGCUGAGUUGAGGGAUGAUAGGCAGCACGCCUUCUUCAAAGGGUUGGAUUCAGCUGAUCCAGCCAGUGUCCAAGCUCUUGAGUCGAAUCAAGAGUUUCUGAUGGAGAUGUGCGCGACCUUGGCGGCGUUCAAACUGCUGGCCAAUCGAUAUGGCAUCUUCCCGCAGAAAACCCUGAAGAAGACGAUCAAG
This is a messenger RNA of Cladocopium goreaui, 228 nucleotides long. Lineage: Eukaryota; Dinophyceae; Suessiales; Symbiodiniaceae. The record is from the annotation of a GenBank genome assembly.